AUGGCCCAAGUUCCACCACCAACAGCUCAAGUGGUUAACACUGCUGCUCCAGCAGCGCCAGCUACAGUACCAGCAGUUGGAGGACAACCACCAGUCGGAAUGGGACCACCACCAGCAAACAUGGGAUAUCCACCAAAUGCCACUUACUCGAUGGCCUCUCUCUACAUCGGAGACCUUCAUGGUGACGUCACCGAGUCGAUGCUCUUCGAGAAGUUCAGCAUGGCAGGACCAGUGCUUUCGAUCCGUGUGUGCCGUGACAACACCAGUCGCCUGUCGCUCGGAUAUGCCUACGUCAACUUCCAACAACCAGCAGACGCUGAACGUGCCUUGGACACGAUGAACUUUGAAACAAUCCAUGGACGCCCGAUGCGCAUCAUGUGGUCUCAACGUGACCCGGCUGCUCGUCGUGCUGGAAAUGGAAACAUUUUCAUCAAGAACUUGGACCGUGUCAUUGACAACAAGUCAAUCUAUGACACGUUCUCGUUGUUCGGAAACAUUUUGUCGUGCAAGGUGGCCGCCGAUGAGGACGGUAGCAGCAGAGGAUACGGUUUCGUUCAUUUCGAGACUGAGGAAUCAGCUCAGAUCGCCAUCGAGAAGGUCAACGGAAUGCUUCUGUCUGGAAAGAAAGUUUACGUCGGAAAGUUCCAAACACGCGCUCAGCGUCUCAAGGAGCUCGGAGAGAGCGGAUUAAAAUACACCAAUGUCUUCGUCAAGAACUUCGGAGAGCACCUCGACCAGGAGAAGUUGACCAAAAUGUUCAGCAAGUACGGAGAGAUCACCAGUGCCGUUGUGAUGACCGAUGCUGAUGGAAAACCAAAAGGAUUCGGAUUCGUUGCCUACGCUGAUCCAGAUGCUGCCCAGAAGGCUGUCGACGAUCUCAACGAGAAAACUUUGGAAGGAACCGACUUGAAGCUUUCUGUCUGCCGAGCCCAAAAGAAGUCAGAGCGUACUGCUGACCUUAAGCGCAAGUAUGAAGCUUUGAAGCAGGAGCGCGUUCAACGCUAUCAAGGGGUCAACCUCUAUGUCAAGAACAUUGACGAGGAGCUCACUGAUGAAGGACUUCGCGCUCACUUUGCUUCGUUCGGAACCAUCACUUCUGCUAAAGUCAUGGUCGAUGAGAAUGGCAGAUCUAAGGGAUUCGGAUUCGUGUGCUUCGAGAAACCAGAAGAAGCCACUGCAGCUGUCACUGAGAUGAACUCCAAGAUGAUGGGCUCAAAGCCGCUCUAUGUGGCUCUUGCUCAACGCAAAGAGGAUCGUCGUGCUCAGUUGGCAUCGCAGUACAUGCAAAAACUCGCUACUCUUCGCAUGGGACAACAGACCAACGGAGUUCCAGGAAUGGCUCCAAUCUAUCCACAAGGACAACAAGGAUUCUUUGUUCCAAAUCCAAUGGCUGCCCAAGGACGUCCAGUCUUCCAACCACCAGCGGCUCCAAUGCGCGGACCACCAGGUCCACCAGGACAGCGCAUCUUUAACAACCAGUACAUGCAGUACCCAGCUUACAACCAACAACGCCAAGGAUACCCACAACAACAGGGACGCCCACCAAUGCGCACACAGGAUGGCCGUCCACAGUAUGGCAUGGCUUCAAGACCAGCCGGACCACCACGUGUUGGAGGACCAGGAGUCCAGAUGGGAGGAGCUCCAAUCAGACAGCAAGGAGGAGCCCCACGCGGAGCACCACAACAGAAACCAUUUUUCCAAGGACCGCCACGUCAACAACAGCAUGCUCAACAACACACUCAACAAGCACCACAGCCAACUCAGCAACAAGGACAGUCUGGAAUCAUCAUCCAAGGACAGGAGACGCUCACUUCUCACAUGCUUGCUCAAGCCGCUCCACAAGAGCAGAAGCAACUACUCGGAGAGCGUAUCUAUGCUCUUAUUGAGAAAUUGUUCCCAAGCCACAAGGAUGCUGGAAAGAUCACUGGAAUGAUGUUGGAGAUUGACAACGCUGAGCUGAUCAUGAUGCUUCAAGACGGUGACUUGUUCAGAAGCAAGGUCGAGGAGGCCAACUCGGUGCUCACGAAUGCUCAGGCUGCUGCUGCGCCAGCUAACUAG
Caenorhabditis briggsae is the source of this 2058-nucleotide messenger RNA. It is a transcript of the gene Cbr-pab-2, whose product is annotated as Protein CBR-PAB-2. The record is from RefSeq and is a predicted model, not a curated record. The transcript is spliced from 5 exons. Gene Ontology annotation, cellular component: ribonucleoprotein complex; cytosol; nucleus. Gene Ontology annotation, molecular function: mRNA 3'-UTR binding; poly(A) binding; poly(U) RNA binding. Lineage: Eukaryota; Metazoa; Nematoda; Chromadorea; Rhabditida; Rhabditidae. The coding region runs from base 1 to 2058 and encodes 685 amino acids.